Messenger RNA from Didymodactylos carnosus, 522 nucleotides. The record is from the annotation of a GenBank genome assembly. NCBI's taxonomy places the organism in Eukaryota, Metazoa, Rotifera, Eurotatoria, Philodinida, Philodinidae.
AUGACUUCGACAACAAUUCAUGAUAAAUACGUUUUAAAUACCAUAUUUAAUCCAAAUUAUCCACUGGAUUUUAACAACGAUCAGCAACAACAACAUAUCGAUGAUGAAGAAGGUGUCGAAUUAGCCGAGAAGGGUAAAUAUGCAGAUGCCAUUGAUAAUUUCACACGUGCAAUUGAAUUAGCUCCCCAGUGGGCGUCUGGAUACAAUAAUCGGGCACAAGCGUAUCAAUUGCAAAGAAAUAUAGAUGGCGCAAUAAAUGAUUUAAAUAUGGCAGUUAGUUUAGCUUCAGUACAAUCAAACCAACAGAAAGUAUUAUGUUUAGCCUUGACACAACGCGGAAUAUUACAAAAAUAUUUAGGUAAAGAAGAUGAAUCUAUUGAAGAUUUUAAACAAGCAGCCGAAUUGGGAAGUGGAUUUGCUAAACAACAAGUAUUAUUAUUAAAUCCGUAUGCAGCUGCCUGUAAUCAAAUGUUGAGUGAAAUGCUUAAAAAACAACGACAAUGUGGAAACGAAACAGAGUGA